Messenger RNA from Toxoplasma gondii ME49, 1216 nucleotides. RefSeq lists its product as hypothetical. The record is from RefSeq and is a predicted model, not a curated record. The transcript has a single exon. Lineage: Eukaryota; Apicomplexa; Conoidasida; Eucoccidiorida; Sarcocystidae. Bases 294 to 899 code for a protein of 201 amino acids.
ACGAGGAAGCAAAUGCAAGGUCCAGGAAACCUAGAUCAUGGAAAGUUAGGUCGUGAAAAGCUAGCUCGUGGAAAGCUGGCCGCAAGCAAGGAAGCCAGACUCGCAGGUGAACACGAAGUCGUAGAGUGUGAGAAGCACUCACGGACCAGACGGAACGCAGCAGACAAGCAAAUGGGUUGCCGGAAAGAGGGGGGAGGAGAAGCGGGGUGAAAGAAAGAGUGGGAACGGGAGAAAGGCAGGGAAAGGCCGGAGAAAGCACGCGUGUCAGGAGAAACCUCAAGAGCACAGGUGCAAUGGAGUGCUUGGGCGGGGAGAUAGGCGCACUCGCAGCUCAGAAUCACACGGGAAGGCAAACAGCAGUACAGAUUGUGUACACGAAGUGGGAGAAUCGGGAGAGACCUCGCCUGACGACAGGUCGGACCUUAAAAAGAGGCAACGGCUCGGCUGUUGCCCUCUACCGUGUGGGGAAGAAACGCCGGGAAAGGCAAGUUCGAGUAGAGCUGGCGAUAUAUCCACAAGAGGCACUAGCAUCAACGAAGGAAGAAACCCCACAGGGGAUGCGGAGCGGCAAACGUGAGGCAGACGAAUUGGUGACCGGGGAAAAUUGGAAAAGACCGAGAUCCACUGGUGAAAACCAAAGAAAUCACGGACCCUCCUUCACUCCCGACACCUGGACCUGGCGGGCUUUAUCAGAACACGCACACAACGAGCACGGAGGGGCAAGAAACUGCAGAGGUCAGGAACGGGAGGAAAUCAACAGCGUCGAGAAGAGCGGGAGAGCCAACGCCGCGCUGCCGACGUCACUCCCAUUCGUUCGUAAGAAAUGCGCUCGCCGGCCGCUUCCUUGUAUCUCAGUGCACAACAACAAAAGCCCAGGACGAAGCGAGACUCGCAUGUGAUUGCGAAAAAAGACAGCCAGGACGAACACAGUGGAGAGAGACACGCAAGAGCAAUUUCGGGUGAAUGCCUUGCUCCCGCAGUGCCGGACAAACGGAGAUUCUUCGGUGGCGUACUGAAGGAUGACGGUGAAUGCGAGACAGAGGAAUGCCGCGGCAAACGUUCACCGAUUGUGAAUACUCGACGGACAAAGAAAGGACGGCCUCAAGAAAGCCAGCACAGCAGCGCGGAUGGUGAUUGGUGUCCUCCUUCCUCCGUUAACAAAAUACAGGACAGACGGUCACGGAAACAAAUGUGAAACAGAAGGCUGAGAGAUCAG